Messenger RNA from Suricata suricatta (meerkat), 2711 nucleotides. RefSeq names its product zinc finger protein 671-like. Lineage: Eukaryota; Metazoa; Chordata; Mammalia; Carnivora; Herpestidae. The record is from RefSeq and is a predicted model, not a curated record.
AUGACUUCAGUCUCCAAAUGGGUUAUCAGCUGCUUCCAGACUAUCCAGAAAUCUGAGGACGGCCUCUUUAAGAAGGAGCUAAGAUCCUCCACUGCCCCGGACCUAGACUCGCCGUUUCCCAGCGCCCCUCGCGGCAGAGCUGGGCCUUUUCCCUCGGAGGUGAGGCGCGAGGGGAGGAGCCAUCCUCGGCGCGAAGUUCGCGGUCGUGGCUCGGCGACGCCGCCCGGGCUGCCCCGUGCCGGGACCGGGAUCGCCGGCCGAGUGUCCCCUCCGCCCACAGAGUCGGAGGGCGGCCGCCGCGCGUGGGGACCCGGCUCAGGGACUGCACCCUCCACAUCACGCUUUGUUGCACUACUGAAGCAAAGGGAGGAUCCCUGGCUGCCUGAACAGGUGGAUGCGACCCCAGCCACAGAAAGAGAGGCUCAGAAGGGACCUGGACCUGGUUGGUGUGCAGCGGAGGAGGGUGCAUCUUCUGUCCCCUCAGGAGGGUCACAGGUCAGGACUCCCGAGGCAGGUCUGAAGACCCACGCAUGUGGCAGCUCUGGCUCAGUACUAAAAGAAAUCUCCCACCUGACUGAACCGCAGCAGGGAGAAGCCAGGCCGAAACCACACACGAGGGGGGCAUGUCGGAAGCAAUGGUGGCGCAGUGCAAGGCUCCGUCAGCACCAGAAGCAGCCCACUGGAGACAGGCCCUUCCGAAGAGAUGAGGGCAGGGCCUUCAGGAAAAGCUGCAGACUCCGCACAUCAGAGAAGACCUCCACGUACACUGAGGGUAGAAUGGACUUGCCAGCCCGCUCUGGCCACCUUCAGCACCAAGUCCCCCAUGUGACUUCGAAGCCCUACAAGAGGACCAGGCUUGGGGGAGCCUUUUGCACUGGACAGAGGCGUCACGAGUGCACUGAAUGUGGGAAAGUGUUCACCCGCAAAGACACACUUAAGUGGCCUCAGAGAAUCCACACUGGAGAAAGGCCUUAUGAGUGUGGCCAGUGUGGGAAAUUCUUUAGCCAAAGCUGUGACCUUUUUAAACAUGAGAGUGUACACACUGGAGAAAAGUCUUACGAGUGCAGCGAAUGUGGGAAAUUCUUCAGACAAAUCUCUGGCCUCAUUGAACACAGGCGAGUUCACACAGGCUAAAGACUCUAUCAGUACAGUAAUUGUGGAAUCCUUAAUAGUAAGUCUAACGUCAUUAGACACCAAGAAGUUCACACAGGAGCAAGGCCUUAUGUAUGCGGCACAUGCGGGAAAGAGUUCAGCCGCAAACAUACCUUCGUUCUGCACCAGAGAACUCACACUGGAGAGAGGCCUUACGUGUGCAGCGAGUGUGGGAAAGCUUUCAGCCAGAGCUCCCACCGUAAUGUCCACUGGAGAGCUCACAGCAGUGGUUAUGAGUGCAGCAGGUGCAGGAAAGCAUUCAGCUAUGUCUCUAAGCUCCUUCAGCACCAGAGAGUUCAUUACGAGUGCAGCAGGUGUGGGAAAGGCUUCAUGCAGAGGCCAAAUCUGAUUCGGCACUGGAAAGUUCAUAGUGGAGAGUGGCCUUAUGUGUGCAGCAGAUGUGGGAAAGAGUUUAACCGCAGACACACGCUUGUUCUCCAUCAGAAGAUUCACACAGGAGAGAAGACUUAAUACUGCUGCAAAUGUGGGAAAUCCUUUAGCCAGUGCUCCCAAAUUAUAGUACAUUUGAGAAUUCCUAGCAGGGAUCAUGUGCAUCAGACACAGGACAGCCUUCACCCAAAGUCCAAACCUUUUUCAGCACUGGAAAGUCACGCUGGACCGAGGCGUCAGCCGUACAGCCGAUGUGGUGUCUCCUCAUUCAGCCUGACCACUCUUCCCAGAACAAGGCUCUGAGACCAGGCUCUGUGAGGGGGUCUUCGUCCACAAGUUGUAGCUCACAUUUGUGCACAUCCACGUGGGGGAGAUUCCUUGGGAGCACCUGGUAUGUGAGGUGCGUUCAGGAGCUGUGUUGCAUGUUGUAAACUGCCGUGUCCCCUUGCCAGUGGCAAAGCCACCCCACCGUUACCAUCUGGCAAAGUCCCACAGUGUGUGUCUGUCACUUCAUGCUCAGGCAGGUGAACUUCAUGCUGUCUCCACUGUCCCUCGCAGUCAUGAUUGGCCUUCAUGGCCCAUCGGGGGCCUCAUUUCCUCUGUUUCGUCUGGGUUAGGUGUGGAAGGAGUCGUUCAUGAGAUGGGUUUUCCUGGCAGUUUGCAGAGGUUUGUCUUCAUGGACUCUUUGGUCUCGUGAGAUGCUCCCUGUGGAUGUCCACAGUCUUGUGUCAUCCAGCCCUGGAACCAUAUGCCUCUUGUACCUCGUGUUUGUACAAUAAGAAAAUGCUCAUUCUUUGAGCUAUUUUUAAUCUUGGGGAUUCUGUUCAUUGUGUGGAGUGUGUUGAGGACACAGCUGUGUUCUACCAACAUGGAAGGAUUAAGCUCACGGGAGCCUCAGCUGUCUGUGUCUCCGACGGACAGCACGAUGGCGGAGACAGAUGGCAGUUUUCCAUGUCUCAUUCGGGUUCGCCGGAUUUGUGUUGCUGCCCAAGGUCUUCUAGGAAAGACUUCUGAGCUUUAUGAGGUCUGGAUGCUAGUUUAAUUUGUGGGUCCGUAAGUAACUGGAGAGGUGGUUGUGAAAACCUCCAGUGCAUCUGGAAGGGCAAAUUUACAUGCUUCCAUUUUAUAAUACCAAAUAAAGGAAGGUGGGAGUCAUUUUCCCACAUGGA